Xenia sp. Carnegie-2017 is the source of this 3417-nucleotide messenger RNA. RefSeq lists its product as uncharacterized. Bases 710 to 2986 code for a protein of 758 amino acids. NCBI's taxonomy places the organism in Eukaryota, Metazoa, Cnidaria, Anthozoa, Malacalcyonacea, Xeniidae. Gene Ontology annotation, molecular function: protein binding. The record is from RefSeq and is a predicted model, not a curated record. The transcript is spliced from 17 exons.
AAUUAAAGAUGUGUUUUAUACUUUGAACAACCAAUAGGCCAUUUUAAUAACUAUAACUAACAAUAUCUCGUUCAAAACAAGACUUUUGACAAUUAUGACACGCUUCAAGACUUAACACAUUCCAUUUCCAGCUGGAAGACUGAACUACGCCAUUCCAUCAGAAGAAAAGAAUUCUAUUCCAUCUUAUCAAAUGUAACAUUCAUGAAAUGCCUUGAUAGGGAGCGUUGUACUUUUGAACGACAUUUUGUUCGGUAGUUACUCCAUAUGGCUUGUUCCAAGCAUUUCUUUCUUCAUCGAGACGGUAGAAUCAUCAACAACAGUGGAAUAUUUCAUCUUAGCAAAGACUAAAUAUAGUUGCGUCUUAAGCUUAUUAACAUAACAUAAGUGAUAUAUUAAAGAAGCUUUGUGAUACACCGUUGGUGACUAGUAACUUUAAUACCUUCGAUUUGAAACAUAUUGUGUGGGCCUUUUAGCUAAUACCAAAGGCAUAAGAGCAACUCUACCGAUCAGUGUAGUCGUGAGCAAGCUGUUAAAAAAUUACAUUUUUUGUUGUAUGAGCCGUCGUUAUCGACUUCUUGGGGCAGACGGUCAUUAUAAUUUUUUUCCACGAAGACAUUCGGCAUAUUAAAGUGGAACUAUACAAAUGAAGGAAGUGGGAAAUGUAUUGAAGUGAUCUCAAUCAAAGAAUUUCGAUCUCACAAACUAGUUCAUGAUGGAAGUUUUACUAAUUUUAAUGGCUUUUCUAUUGCCUUUGGAAUUUUCAGCGACAAAAACAAGAAGAACUUUAAAAAUCAUGCAAAGUUUACAAAAUGGAACUUACGAGUCAGGAACAACAGUGAUGAUGAGAUGCGAGAUUCAAAAUGCAACUUCAUAUCGCUGGCUCAAGGAUGGCCAAAAUCUUUUCCUUAAUGAAGAUGAUUUUGUACAAAGAAGUAAAGAGCUAGUUAUCAUCUCGUUGAAUGAACAAACAACUGGUGUUUACGAGUGUGUGGGAACAGACGAAAACGGAAAUCUUGGUCGUACUGCAGCAAGGAUUAAGCUUCCGGAUCCAUGGUGCAUUCGUCCAUACGAUCCUUAUACAGCGUGCAUACAUGUUGACGAAUGGUUGUGUGAGAAUAUCAAAAGCUUCCCUCCGAAGGUUGACAACUUGAGAGUGGAAAUUCAAGUCGAAGGCAACGUUCCAGCAGGACAAAUACCUCAAGUACGGUUGGCGAUAACAUGGGAUGUUCCUAGAAUAGGUCGAGCGGAUCUAUGGGGCUGGCAACUUACGGUACUCAGCCCUUAUACUGCUAAUAGUUACAAGGAGUGUGAUCAAUACAACAGAGAACCAAAGUACUUUGAUUCAAAAGAGGACAUGACAGAGGAAUUUUACACUUUUAUUCCACCCAGCAAAACAUCUGUCACAUACCGUGUAGAAGUAAAAUCAAUUCCAUAUAAUAAUGGUACUGAUGCUGCAAAAAUAGAAAUUAAGUCACCUGGUGAAUGCGAUUUAAUAACAAACCCAAGAGACCGGGAAGCAUGUUGCAAGUUAAACAUUGAAGGUGAUAUGGUGACAACGAGAAACAGCAGUGUAACUUUAAACUGGACUUCAUACUUCCCACGUAAUUUAAGUAUUACCAUUGAUAUGUUUGUCAUUCAUUGGAUCAGUGAAAAUAGAGAAGUUUGUGAUGAUGGAUUUAUUACGCUGAACUCUCAAAGAUCAAAUUACACCAUCUUAAAUCUAUCCAAUCACUGCAAUUUUACAAUAGAAAUAAGAGCGUUCUUUUCGUCAUCUAUGAACCUCCCUUGCAAACAUUCGAUGAUUAAAAUCUUUAACUACAUACCACCAACUCUUACUGUUGGCAAUGUAAGUUCAACUACACCAGAAAUUCCUACACCCAUAUUGGCAAAAGCAGGUUUUGUAAUCGCUGCUGUUUUAGCUGGUGUUGUUAUUGCCUCUUUGAUAUAUAUUUUAAAGAAACGAAAUGUGAAAAAAUAUGCACAUGAUGCCCUUGGAAUGGAAAUUGGAAGAAUAUUUGAUUACAGGAUAACAUCGUCCAGUUUCAAGAAAGAUUUUCCACCACAUGGUGCAAGAUUGAAUACCAAUUCAGCUUGGUCAUCUGAUGUGGAUAAUGAACGGCAAUGGAUUCAAAUAGACCUUUGCAAGAAGAAAGUUUUGUCAGGAAUUGCAACCCAAGGCUGUAAGGCAGCCGAUGAAUGGGUGACUGAGUAUUCAGUUUCAUACAGCAAUGAUGGUGAAUUGUACGAGACUUAUCAAAUUAAUGACAUUGAAGAGGUAUUUAUUGGCAAUCGUGAUCGGAAUUCUAUUGUGAAAAAUGUUUUCUCACCUCCCAUAACGGCACGUUAUAUUCGCGUUCAACCAAAGUCUUGGCACAACAAAAUUUCGAUGAGAUUGGAGUUAUACGGACCCAGCAAUAUCGAUCCAACAGGUCAGGUGAGUGUUUUUAUUCUAAAUCCAAAUCACUGUGAUUUGUGCACGGAUGUUGUGCACUCAUUGGCUGUGUUAUUGAUGAAGACUGGACGUAUUCAUUGUGAAGUUGACAUUUUUGCACCCAUGAAUGAAAGAUCACAGGGAAUGCUAAAGUUCACUGAAGAAAAAAUAUCUAUUUGUGAUUAUGUCAUUGUUCCAUGGAUGCGCCGUACCCAUGUGUCGGACGGCUGUACAUUCGAAGACGUUGACACACUCAACUUCUUGUCAGGACUAGAUAUUAUCCACGCAAAGUUAUUUCGUGACAGAAAUAAGAAUAAAUUUAUUCUUGUGUGCUUGGAUCACUGCUCUUUAGAAGUUCUUCCACCACAGGAGAUUAAUUUAUUAAAGUAUAGAAUACCUUCAAAGAUCGACACUUUAGUCAUUGAACUUCUUGGUACAACAGAAAGACAGCGCGAUCAACAAGGUCGGUUGGUUAUCGAGGCCAAAGAAUACGUGGAUGCCAAAACUAAAUUGACAUCGGCUGUACGAAAAAAUAAAAAAUGUUACAGUAAAUAACGCACAAACUAAGACAAAUCAAGCACACUAUGUUGCAAUGCCAUUCCACCAUUUCAUUUCAUCAAACAAGCAAACAUUAAAACGUGUUCUAAAGUAAUUUUAUGAACAGUUCCUUAAAGGAGCUAAUUGCUACUUGACUAUCUGCCAAACAAAAUUUUUGUGGUAAAGCACCUUUUGACAGUCAUUCAAUGUAUAUCUUUUGCGCAAGGUCUGUAAAAAAUGCUAUAACUUAUUAUCAUGUUUAAUAUAUGUUCAAAUAAUGAAUUCAUUUUGAAAUAUAUCUCGCAUAUUUUGUAAUGCAUGUUUAUUUAAAAUCAAAUGAUGAAAAUUUUUGCUCUAUGAGUUUGUAUUAAAGAAAAAUUAUACGAUGUUUGUGUAGCUUUAUAACCUAUAACACAGAUGUAAAAAUAAAAUUAGCUACUUUUUCAUCA